Penicillium lagena is the source of this 2523-nucleotide messenger RNA. RefSeq lists its product as uncharacterized. The transcript is spliced from 6 exons. The record is from RefSeq and is a predicted model, not a curated record. Lineage: Eukaryota; Fungi; Ascomycota; Eurotiomycetes; Eurotiales; Aspergillaceae. The coding region runs from base 1 to 2523 and encodes 840 amino acids.
AUGCCCCCCGGGGCCGCGGCGCGGCCCCGCGUCCCCCCGCCCUGGACGGGCCCGCCCGUCGUGCGUGCCCCGAGGGGAUCCAUCCAUGCAGCAGAUACCCUCGCGGUGAUCCCUCACAUCAUCCGAGACCGCGCGCGCGCGACGCCGUACGCGAACGAGGAUCGAUCCCCUCGCCUCACCUUGCUAUACGUAGAGAUUGCGCGUCCUCCUCGAGAGAUGGACCUCUUCACCUUCUACGAACCCCUCCGCGUAUGGAUCUGCCGGCCCUGCGAGAUGGGUGUGAAUCCACACUGGAUCGAGGGCCACCUCCGCGACCACCACAAGGCCCACCCGACCGCGAGGACCCACGCCCUCCGCCGGGAGGCCCGCGCGGCCGCGUGGGACCGUCGUCCGUGGGACCCAGCACGCGAGCCCUUUGCGACGCCGGCCCCGACGCACCCGCCGAUCCCUGGCAUCCCAACGCAUCGCGGGUACGGCUGCCCGGAGCCCGGCUGCGAGUCGGUCGCGGCGACUGGCCUCGACACGAUCCGGAAGCACCGACGGGCGGUGCACGGGAGGGCGCCCCCGCGGCCCCGCGUCUUUACCAACGUGAAGGGGGCCGCGACCUUCUUCGUCGUGACGCCCGUAGAGCCCCGACGACGGACGUGGGCGGAGCUCAACCUAACGCCAGCGGAUACGAUGCGCGUCGAGGUCAACCGGGCGAUCGAGCGGGCUAGCGCGCUCGUGGAGGCGGACGAUCAGCUCGCGCCGAUCGACCGCGAGACAGGCGCGGAUAAGACUACGCCGUGGCUCCGGCGCACGCGGUGGCCCGAGAUCAUCGGCGGCCACUCCUUUACGGCCAUCGCGGGCCUCGCCGCGGGCCCUGACCCUAUCACAGAGCCAGUCCUAAUAGCCAUCGCGAGUAGCGUCCGGCGCAUUAGCAAGGCGGCACUUGAUAGCCUCCACUCGAACCGGAUCAACGAAUUUGACCAGGUUCGCAUCAAUACGUUCCGCCGGCGGGGGGAAGGGAUAUGGAACCGGCCGAUCCAUAUCCACCUCCAGCCUACGACCUUCCGUCGCUAUCAGGGGGUGUGGGUCCGCCUUAUUAGCUUUGUCUACCGAACCUCGCGGCCUAGUCAGCCGAUUAAGCUCCGGCAUCAACUUACGAACCGACAGCUCGCAGCGCUCGAUCGCCUUGAGGAACAUACCCGGCUCAUCAUUCUCCGCGAGCGUGAGGCUUCUCGCGAACCCCUCCAGCCCUAUAUAGAUGCUGAGACGCGGAUCGAUCCGCAGCUAGAGGCAGACAUCACAGGCCUACACGAUCAGCUUGAUCGGGCCUGCCUCGAGCUCUCGAUCGCGCUACUUGACCACGAGCUUAAUGGGGAUAUCUAUGAGAGCGCGGUCGUUGGGUUCCUUGCGGCCCUUGGCGUCGAUGCGGAGAACCAGACCUACCGCGACCCGUCGAACUAUACACCGUUCCUCUCCGCGAUGGUCAAGAUGGCACAGCUCCUCGUCGCGCAGCAGGCGAUCCAGCUCGUCGACGACGGCCAGGUCGCGUACCCAGGGGAGGUUCUUGAUGAGAUGCGUGAGCGCUUCCUCGCGUUUGGGGUCCGCGCGCCCUUCCACUGGAUCACACGGCUUCGCGCCCUUAACUUCCGUGAGGUCCACCUUACGAUGUCGGGCCUCCGGCGCUUCGUCCAGACGCAGGUCGAGCUCGCACAGUGGGACCUCGAGCAGCUCUUCCUCCUUCGCGAGGACGAGGAUUCUAGUAGUGAGACCCACAAGGGAAUUAUCCCAACGCUCCCCCUCUCCCAGCUUACGGACGACCCAAUCAACAACUCGCGGGGGUGGAAUUUCCUCUCCGAUCCGCGGAACCGCGCAGUACUCCCAACCACAGGCGAGCGCUGGCUACUCGACCGUGUACUUGCGAGCGAUACGCUUCGCGACGAGUUUAUCUCCGUCCGGCGGUCAGACUCGCAGGUCGGGUUCCAGAAGGCGGCCGUCGACGCCUACCGCGAGAUGGUCGAUCGGUUCCUCCAGCGGCUCCUCCUCGCGAUCCACCUUACGGGGGGCCAACCCGCGCGAGCGACGGAGGUUAUCUCCCUCUGGCACCGUAACACGCCAGAGGGGCGGCACCGCAACCUCUUUAUUGAGAACGGGCUUAUCGCAGUCGUCACCGCGUACCACAAGGCGCAGAACGUCACGAACUCGAUCCGGAUCAUCCACUGCUACCUCCCGCAGGAGCUUAGCGCGAUCCUUGUCUACUACCUCUGGCUCGUGCUUCCGUUCCUCGAGCACGCAACGAUGCUCGCGGCGGAGAUACCACAGCCGCUUAAACGAUCGCCGUUCCUCUGGCCGCGAGGGUCGAGCCACUGGCCUCCAGACUCCCUUGGAGUUAUACUCCAAGGGAUGAUCGGGAUCUCGCGGAUGCACCUCGCGAGCGGUAGGUUUAAGCAGGACUAUAGGCUCGAGCAGAACAUUGCAGAUGAGCAGGCGGCGCAUACUUCGUGGGUCGCAGGGACCACGUACGCGCGGAUGAUCUAG